Chrysochloris asiatica (Cape golden mole) is the source of this 2004-nucleotide messenger RNA. Its product is annotated as zinc finger protein 135-like. Gene Ontology annotation, biological process: regulation of transcription by RNA polymerase II. The transcript has 7 exons. Lineage: Eukaryota; Metazoa; Chordata; Mammalia; Afrosoricida; Chrysochloridae. The record is from RefSeq and is a predicted model, not a curated record. Bases 1 to 2004 code for a protein of 667 amino acids. Gene Ontology annotation, molecular function: DNA-binding transcription factor activity; RNA polymerase II cis-regulatory region sequence-specific DNA binding.
AUGCUGCCUCCCCACGAGCCUUCUAGGGUUCUCAUUCUGGAAACGGCCGCUCCCAAACCGAGGGCGCAGACUGCUGCUGCCCACCGCCCACCCACCCACCCGGAGCCCCUGGGCCGCUCUCAGCCGGUCACCGAUGGACUCAACAGGCCCAGCCCGCGACGCCCAACUUCGGAGACCCCCCAGGUUCGUGAUGCCCUCCCCGCGCCCGCCGGCGCCGAUGGACAUGGGAACCAGGGCGGCGCGGGGAGGACGGCCGGCCCCAGCCCGCAUUACCGAUCUCGGACGGCAUCCUCCCCGCUUGUCGCCGUCGCGUCCAGACCCCCAGGCCCCUCAGCUCAGCGCUUGGACUCACCCAGACACGCCCCAAACCGAAAGCCCCUCACAAGAGAGCCAAGGGCUCUACUGGGCCUAGCGGGCCCCACCGCGCCUGCGCCUGAACCCCUGCGCUGCACCGCCUUCCGUAACGUCGCCCGCCUGGACUUGGCGAGUCCGAGUCGCGGUGGCCACAAGCAGGUAGGAUGCCGCCCGAGAUCAGUAAGUGUGGACUGGGCCCCGCCGUCCUCGGCACACUGCCCGGGCCCCCGCGUCCUUCGGCGCCUGUGGCGGGGGUCGCGGGCGGCCUGGCGGGGUCCCUGGGUGCAGGGAGGGUACUCACAGGCCAGCAUCUGGUCCUCGGACCUCGGGGGUAUCCGGCGGCGAUCCCAAGCCGGGGAGACCCCCGAAGUUGGGUGCUGCAGGCUGGGCCUGGCUGAGAGCGCUUACCAGGAAGUGGCGCGUCCCUCAGGAAGUGCCUGCUACGUGUACGUCUCCGAAGACAAAGUGUUUGCCAGCUUCUCCCAGAUGGAGAGAGGUGUCUCCAAAAUGGACGCUGUGGCUGUUGAGGAUGUGGCUGUGGACUUUACCCAGGACGAGUGGGCGUUACUGGAUCUUCCUCAGAGGAAACUCUACAGAGAUGUGAUGAUGGAAACCUUCAGAAACCUGGCCUCAAGACCCUAUGAAUGCCAGGAAUGUGGGAAAGCCUUUCGGCAUGCCUCAAACCUCACCAUCCAUGUAAGAAGUCACAGUGGAGAGAGGCCUUAUGAAUGUAAGGAAUGUGGCAAAGCCUUUCAUAAGUCCUCAAACCUCACUAUACAUAAGAGAAUUCACAGUGGAGAGAGGCCUUAUGUAUGUAAGGAAUGUGGAAAAACUUUUAACAGGUCCUCACACCUCACUGCACAUACGAGAAGUCACAGUGGAGAGAGGCCUUAUGAAUGUAAGGAGUGUGGGAAAGCCUUUCAUCAUUCUUCCAGCUUCACUAGACACAUGAGAACUCACAGUGGAGAGAGGCCCUAUGUGUGUAAGGAAUGUGACAGAGCCUUCCGUUAUUCCUCACACCUCACUCGACAUCUUAGAACUCACAGUGGAGAGAGACCCUAUGAAUGUAAGGAGUGUGGGAAAGCCUUUAGUCACUCCUCAGACCUCACUGUGCAUGUAAGAAGUCACAGUGGAGACAGGCCUUAUGAAUGUAAAGAGUGUGGGAAAGCCUUUAGUUGGCCAUCACACCUCACAACACAUGUAAGAACUCACAGUGGAGAGAGACCCUAUGAAUGUAAGGAAUGUGGGAAAGCCUUUAGUUGGUCCUCAAAUUUCACUAAACAUAUGCGUACUCACAGUGGAAAGAAGCCUUAUGUAUGUAAGGAGUGUGAGAAAGCCUUUCAUCACUCCUCACACCUCACUCGACAUAUGAGAACUCACAGUGGAGAGCGGCCUUAUGAAUGUAAGGAAUGUGGGAAAGCCUUCAGUCAGUCCUCAUACCUCACUACGCAUGUAAGAAGUCACAGUGGAGAGAGGCCUUAUGAAUGUAAAGAGUGUGGAAAAGCCUUCUGUCAUUCCUCAAUCCUCACUAGACAUAUGAGAAUUCACAACGGAGAGCGGCCUUAUGAAUGUAAGGAGUGUGGGAAAGCCUUUCGUUGGGCUUCACACUUCACUAAGCACAUGAGAAUUCAUGGUGGAGCGGGGCCUUAA